Messenger RNA from Trichomycterus rosablanca, 1348 nucleotides. RefSeq names its product twinfilin-2. Gene Ontology annotation, biological process: regulation of lamellipodium assembly; barbed-end actin filament capping; positive regulation of neuron projection development. Gene Ontology annotation, cellular component: myofibril; cytoplasm; actin filament. The transcript has 9 exons. The record is from RefSeq and is a predicted model, not a curated record. NCBI's taxonomy places the organism in Eukaryota, Metazoa, Chordata, Actinopteri, Siluriformes, Trichomycteridae. The coding region runs from base 79 to 1137 and encodes 352 amino acids. Gene Ontology annotation, molecular function: actin filament binding; actin monomer binding.
GAAGAGCUUUCAGGUGACCUUCUCCUGCCUCUACAGGUCUUGCUGUACACGCUCGGCACGUAGAGGUACUGUUCCGUCAUGUUUCUGGUUCUGGUGGUGACAGAUGAGCUGAGGCAAGUCCUGGUUAUGGCGAGGAGUGGGACAGGCCGUCUCAUUCAGGUGCUGAUCCAAAACGAGCAGCUGGUGCUGGGGACAUGCCAUGACCCGUUUCAGUCCUGGGACAAAGAUUAUGACCUCUUCCUGCUUCCUCUACUAGAUCCUGAGGAGCCAUGCUACUUUCUUUACCGCCUCGACUCCCAAAAUGCACUAGGCUACGAGUGGAUUUUCAUCUCCUGGUCCCCUGACCAGUCUCCAGUCAGAAAGAAGAUGCUGUAUGCUGCCACUCGUGCCACAGUGAAGAAAGAAUUCGGUGGAGGCCAUGUGAAAGAUGAGCUGUUUGGUACUGUGGUGGAAGAUAUAUGUCUUCAGGGUUACUUACGACAUGAUUCAUCAAACUCCACCCCUGCUCCUCUCACACAUGCUGAGCAGGAACUGCAACGAAUUAAAAUCACAGAGGGCAAAGUUAAGCAGGUGAUAACGGAGGUGGGUGUAGAAACGAAGCCACAGACUUUACAGGGUCUAGCCUUUCCUCUACAGGCAGAAGCCAGACAUGCUUUACAGCAACUCAAGGAGAGACGCGUGAACUAUAUUCAACUGAGACUGGACACUGAAAAGGAGACUAUUGAGUUGGUACACACUAAUCCCACAGCAAUAGAGGAGCUUUGCAGCAGAAUCCCAACAAACUCGCCGCGCUAUCACUUCUUCCUCUAUAAGCACUCUCAUGAGGGAGCAUACCUCGAGUCUGUGGUGUUUAUCUACUCAAUGCCUGGAUACAGCUGCAGUGUUAAGGAGAGGAUGUUGUAUUCCAGUUGUAAAAGUCGACUGCUGGAGGAUGUAGAGCGAGACUUUUACAUACAGGUGGCCAAAAAGAUAGAAAUAGAGAGUGGUGACGAGCUGACGGAGCAGUACCUGUAUGAAGAAAUCCAUCCUAAGCAGCAUGCUCACAAGGAGGCGUUUGCCAAACCUCGUGGCCCUGCGGGGAAAAGGGGACACAAACGGCUCAUUAAAGGAGUGGGAGGGAAUGGCAUGAACACCUAAAAAGAACAGAAAGAGAUAAAAAGGUCCUCACUGUUCUUUCCGUGAAUUGAAGGCUGCUUUUGGCUGUCAAAAAUCCGACAGCCUGUUAGUUUGUGUGGAGCAGGUUGUAAAGUUUUAAAGCCUGUCUGCACAUUUUAUUUAUCAUUGUGUUGCCUUGGUUUUUACUUUGUGGUUUGUGAUUAGUUUUUCAUUAAAACAUAAAUGCUUUUGA